Protobothrops mucrosquamatus (brown spotted pit viper) is the source of this 1095-nucleotide messenger RNA. Its product is annotated as vomeronasal type-2 receptor 26-like. The transcript is spliced from 3 exons. Gene Ontology annotation, biological process: G protein-coupled receptor signaling pathway. Lineage: Eukaryota; Metazoa; Chordata; Lepidosauria; Squamata; Viperidae. The record is from RefSeq and is a predicted model, not a curated record. Gene Ontology annotation, molecular function: G protein-coupled receptor activity. Gene Ontology annotation, cellular component: membrane. Bases 1 to 1095 code for a protein of 364 amino acids.
AUGGAUCCCCAGGAUAAAGAACUCAUCAUUAAAACAGAUACCAUCACAUGGCAUAGUUCAUUUAAUCAGGUGCAACCACUUUCUCUCUGCAAUGAGAACUGCCAACAGGGUUACAGCAGAAGAAAAAAAGAGGGAAAGCCAUUUUGCUGCUAUGAUUGUGUUCCAUGUGAAGAUGGAAAGAUUUCAGAUCAGAAGGAUACAGAUGAUUGUUUCCAAUGCCCAGAAGAUCAGUAUCCAAACAAAAACAAAGAUCAAUGCCUUCCUAAAAGAAUUAACUUCCUCUCUUUCACUGAACCCUUGGGGGUCACAUUAAUUUUUUUGGCUCUGAUGUUAUCUGUAAUCACAGUUUGGGUGCUUUGGAUAUUCACAAUACAUCGGAACACUCCCAUUGUCAAAGCCAACAAUCGGGAUCUAACCUAUUAUCUCCUUAUAUCCCUCCUGCUGUGUUUUCACUCCUCAUUCUUGUUCAUUGGCAAACCACAGACCCUGACCUGCUAUUUGCGACAAACCACUUUUUCCAUCAUUUUUUCGGUAGCUAUUUCUUGCAUAUUGGCCAAAACUGUCACUGUGGUUCUUGCUUUCAUGGCCACCAAGCCAGGAUCCAAAUUGAAAAAAUGGGUAGGAAAAAGACUGGCCAACUUUAUUCUUCUUGGCUGCUCCCUGAUUCAAGCUGGGAUUUGUUUUGUAUGGUUAUGGAUAUUUCCUCCUUUCCUAAACUUUGACUUUCAUGCUUUGGCUGAAGAAAUUGUGGUGGAGUGCAACGAAGGAUCAGAUAUCAUGUUUUAUUGUGUUCUGGGUUACUUGAGUUUUCUAGCCAUUGUUAGCUUCACUGUGGCAUAUUUUGCUAAGAAACUGCCUGACAUUUUCAAUGAAGCCAAAUUUAUCACCUUCAGCAUGUUGGUAUUUUGCAGUGUGUGGUUUUCUUUUAUUCCCUCUUACUUGAGCACCAAGGGAAAAUACAUGGUGGCUGUAGAGGUCUUUUCCAUCUUGGCUUCUAGUGCUGGAUUAUUGGGCUGUAUUUUUUUCCCUAAGUGCUAUAUAAUUCUGUUUCAGCCUAUAUUAAACAGCAAGGAUUUGCUCAUUAGAAGGAAAUAG